Molecule: messenger RNA, 862 nt
Organism: Parasteatoda tepidariorum (common house spider)
Lineage: Eukaryota; Metazoa; Arthropoda; Arachnida; Araneae; Theridiidae
Biological process (GO): regulation of gene expression
Cellular component (GO): nucleus
Molecular function (GO): chromatin binding
Source: RefSeq, a predicted model, not a curated record
CUUCAUUUGCAUCAAAUCAUUCAAGCAUGUCAUAAGCGAGCUAUAAGCACAAAGAGGCAAAGAUAAGCACAAAGAAACAAAGAAAUUUGAGCAACAAUCCUGUCCACUUCCAUGAGGGAAGGUAUAAAAAUACCAAAUUAAUUUAAAGGAAACCAUGACACCGUCUGAUGUCGGAAAAUUUAAUAAUAAUGUACCGAAACAACAAGGUAGAUACGAGGGAACUAACAAAAAUUUCGAUCAACAAAGAAAAAAUCGCACACAUCAGGAUAACUUCAUGGAUAGGAGACGAAUGGAAAGAGAAGAAAUUGGAAAAUUAAGUUGGGGUACUUCUCCAGAAAGAAUAUCUGAUUCUGAUGAAUAUGAUAGUGAUGAUGAAGUAAAAAGGAAGAAAAAUAAAAGUAAGAAAAAGCAUAAGAAAAAAAAGUGUCAACGAAAAAAAGAAAAGGAGAUUCGGCUAUCUGCUGAAGAUUAUGGCAAAGCUUUAUUACCUGGUGAAGGUGCAGCUAUGGCUGCUUAUAUUGCUGAAGGAAAGAGAAUUCCCCGAAGAGGAGAAAUCGGUUUGACAGGUGAUCAGAUAAAAAAAUUUGAAGCUGUUGGUUAUGUUAUGAGCGGAAGCAGACAUCGACGUAUGGAAGCUGUGCGAUUGAGAAAAGAAAACCAAAUUUACAGUGCUGAUGAAAAACGUGCACUUGCCAAGUUCAAUAGAAAAGAGAGACAAAAGAGGGAGUCUAAAAUUAUUUCUCAUUUCAAAGAAAUGAUUAAAGUUGCCAAUGAUAAAAGUUAAAAAUAUGUUUCUGAUUAAUUGUAUUCUGUUCUUUUAAAUAUGAAAGCAUGUAAAUAAAACAAAAUCUAUAUAAACCUU